Polyodon spathula (Mississippi paddlefish) is the source of this 4926-nucleotide messenger RNA. RefSeq names its product DNA topoisomerase II binding protein 1 (gene topbp1). The coding region runs from base 248 to 4801 and encodes 1517 amino acids. The record is from RefSeq and is a predicted model, not a curated record. Lineage: Eukaryota; Metazoa; Chordata; Actinopteri; Acipenseriformes; Polyodontidae. The transcript has 28 exons. Gene Ontology annotation, biological process: DNA replication initiation; mitotic DNA replication checkpoint signaling; mitotic G2 DNA damage checkpoint signaling.
UUGAAGUGAGUGUUUGGCGCCAAAGAGAAUAAAGGUAUUUUGCUUUUCAGUUAAAAUCCUACCGUGCUAAAAGCGUAAUUAUGGUGAACAUUCGCUGUUAUGUCAGUUAAUUAUUUGAGCAAAGAAGGUCCUGUGAACUUUUCCCUCCAGUAGUUCUUCUGCAAUCAGUGGAUGAAAGAGCAGAAAUACCUAGAUGUUUAGUGUUUUCUAAAAGGGUCUAUGUCCGAGUCAUUAACCACGAUUAAGGAUGUCAAAAGUGGAUAGAGAUCCGUUCUUCGUGAAAUUUGUGCAAAAUUUAAAACAGAGGUCAGAUCUUGCAACAAAGGCCUAUGAUGCUAUUAAAGAGUUACAGUCAGAGGAGUUCCUGCAGACUGUUGAUGAAGAAGCAGCACUUUUGUUACAGCAAAAAGAUAAAUCUCUCUACAUUUUCGAUUCUUUUAGUGGACCAGCAUUUAUCCACCUUAAAAAGCUGGGCUGCAGGAUUGUCAGCCCACUGGUGGUUCUUUUCUGCCUCCAGCAUCAGCGGCCUGUGCCAAAAGCCGAACACCCUGUGUACAACAUGUCAAUGGCAGACGUGACAGUUUCCUGUACCAGUUUGGAGAAGGAAACAAGGGAAGAAGUGAGUAAGUUGGUGCAGUUAAUGGGAGGUCGUGUGUUCCGGGAUCUUAAUGUUUCAGUUACUCAUUUGAUUGCUGGAGAGGUUGGCAGCAAAAAGUAUGUGGUGGCCGCCAAUCUGGGGAAGCCCAUCCUACUGCCCUCCUGGGUGAAAGCAUGCUGGGAGAAAUCCCAGGACAGUUUGUUUAGGUACACAGACCUGAACAGUGAUGAGUACUUGUGCCCUAUAUUUCGUGGCUGCACAAUCUGUGUAACAGGAUUGACCAACUUGAGUAGAAAGGAGGUUCAAAGGCUUGCGGUGGAACAUGGCGGCCAGUAUACAGGGCAACUGAAGAUGAACGAAUGCACACACCUCAUUGUGCAGGAGCCCAAAGGUCAGAAAUAUGAAUGUGCAAGAAAAUGGAAUGUAUAUUGCGUGUCCAUACACUGGCUCUUCAGCAGCAUUGAGAAGAGAUUCUGCCAGGACGAGUCCAAGUACAUGGUGGAGCCCACCAUGGGCAGAGAGCAAGCCCCUAAUACAUCCACACCUACAGGUUGUGAGAAGAAGCAAGAUGUUUCUUCAGCUUCAUUACUUUUAGGCGUGAGCCAAAUUUCCAACAUUAGUAUGAGCUGCAUCAAUGAAUCUGCCUUUAACACUAUUACUGCCAGUCGGCUGGAACCAGCUGGAGAUAACUUGGAAAUGCUUGAUAUAAGUGUUUUCAAUGCACAAGAUGACCUGCUUGAUGGCUGCAAAAUCUACCUGUGUGGGUUUGGUGGUAAGAAGCUAGAUAAGUUAAGAAAGCUUAUCAACAGCGGUGGGGGUCUACGCUUCAGCCACCUCAGUGAGGAUGUCACCCACAUAAUCAUGGGAGAGAAGGAUGAAGAAGUAAAACAGUUCUUAAGCAAGGCAUCCCACAGACCCCACAUAGUAACAGUAAAGUGGUUGCUGGAGAGCUUCUCCAAAGGCUGCCUCCUUCCAGAGGAAAAAUACUUCCACUCAGACUACCUGCCCCCAGCACCCUCUGCUGUGGUCCACCGGCCUGCCCCACAGAGGCUAAACACCAGUGUUGAGAUAAAAGCAGCUGUAGCAAUCAGCCCUGGCAGGGAACAGAGAAAAGAUGACGAAUUGCUGUCUCAGUACAUGGAAGAGGACAAAACAGUUGUUGAAGCUGGGGACAGAAGCUGUGAUGAUGCCACUCGUGUUACCAUGUUGGAGACAGACCCUUCAAGCAACACCAUGCUGGGGGAGGCUGCCACGUUGCUGGAGGAGGGGGGUCUGUUCAGCGGGAAGCGGUUCCUGAUAGCUGGCUUCAGCGGAGAGGACGAGGCCUGCCUGGCAGAGUUGAUCGAGGAGCAUGCUGGGAAAGUGCUUGGGGCCUGCAGCCGAGCCAUUGCUGACUACGCAGUGGUGCCACUGCUGGGCUGUGAGGUGGAGUCCACAGUGGGAGAUGUGGUGACCAACACCUGGUUGGCAAUGUGUAUUGAACAGCAGAGUCUCUUAGACCUGCAGAUGAAUCCCAUGUUCACUCCAGUUGCUGUGGUGGAAGGAAGCACUCCGCUGAAGGACUGUGUUCUUUCUGUUAGCCAGUUUACUGGUGUGGAGAGGGACUCACUAGUCUACCUAGCUGAGCUUCUUGGAGCCAGAGUACAGGAAUUCUUUGUUCGGAAAGCCAACCAGCGGAAAGGCAUGGUGGCUAGCACCCAUCUGGUGCUGAAGGAGCCAGAGGGGUCCAAGUAUGAAGCAGCCAAGAAGUGGAACUUGCCUGCGGUCACCAUGCGAUGGGUCCUGGAUUCUGCACACACCGGCAGGAGAGCUGAGGAAGACCACUUCCUAGUGGAAAAUGCUGGCUCACCAGAAAAUGAAGAGAGUUGUUACAUAGGUGGGACUCAAAAACAAGAAAAACUCAGAAUGUCCAUGCGCUCCCCUGAGAUUCCCAUGGCUCAGCUGAAUGCAUUGAAGAACACUGUGGUGACCCCGCUGGAUAUGAACCGAUUUCAAAGCAAAGCCUUCCAGUCAGUGAUCUCCCGGCCUGAUGGAGGAAAGGUGACACCAGGUAUUGAGUGCAGAGCGCUGCAGAGAGAACCAUCCCUACAGCUUGACACACCGUCCAGGUUUCUAUGCAGAGACCAGCUCUUCAAACCAUCCUUUGAUGUCAAGGAUGCCCUGGCAGCUCUGGAGACACCAGGAGGCCCACAGCAGCAGAGAAGGAAAAUGAGCACCCCACUGUCUGAGGUGAUUGGAAGGAACAUGAAGGUUGCCCUGGCAAACAGCACUCGAAACAACAUGGCUGCUGUUACUGCCAGCCCACAGCUAGCUGCACCUGAACCACAACAGGUGGAAGAGAAGCCAAAGCCCCUUGCAGGUGUCACUAUCUGUGUGAGUAAGAAACUCAUUAAGAAGCAGAGUGAGCUGAACGCCACUGCAGCCUCUCUUGGGGCGGACUACAGGUGGUCUUACGAUGAAACAGUAACACACUUCAUCUAUCAAGGCCGACAGAAUGACACUAGUCGGGAGUACAAGGCCGUCAAAGAAAGAGACGUUCACAUUGUCUCUGAGCACUGGCUUCAAGCAUGUGCAGAGGAGCAGAGGCUUGUGCCUGAAUCCCUGUAUCCCUAUACAUACAAUCCUAAAAUGAGUCUGAACCUCAGCCAAGUGCAGGACAGAAGAUUUUCUACACUUAGAUCACAACCCAGCAUUCCCUACUGUAAAGAUCUGGAACAAGAUUGCGAGCAGGACAAGUCACAUGUUCCAUUGGAUAGAGAUGAAGCGUUGACAGAGGAAACCAGGAACCACCGUGAAGAAAGAAACCCUGAAGAAACAAACCUAGAAAAUCUGGAGAAAGGGGAUCUGACAGAAGCAUUAGAAAUGCGAGAGAAUCUGCAGCGGCAGCUGCAGGAGAUCAUGUCUGCCACCAAGCUGCCAAAAGGCCGACGAGUUUCACUGGCUGUUUUGCAGAAUUCUCCCCAGACCCCUGACAGUGUGGGCCGCUCAGGGAGGAAUGGGCGUAGCCGGGCUCUGGAGGCACUCAGGCAUUCCCGUCAGGCCAUAAUGGACAUUAAUACAGAGCCCUCUCAGAAUGAGCAGAUUACCUGGGACGACCCCACUGCCAGAGAAGAGAGAGCUAGGCUGGCCAAUAACCUGCAGUGGCCCGGCAGUCCAUCCCAGCACUCCGAGACUCUCCAGAUCAAUGCAGAGGAAGAAAUCCCCCAACAUAAAGUCUCGUUGACUGAUUCAGAACUGGCUGAAUUUGCUAUAGGUGAACUUGAUGAAACAAACAAGAGCAAGACUGCAAAAUCUCCAGGCCCAAAAAAGAUUGAAACCCCACCAAAAGAUGACAUUAUCCUCACGCCACAAGCUCCCAGCAUCGCUUUUCCUCUGGCAAACCCACCAGUUGCACCACAGCCCAAGGGACAGGAGGAGAAAAAAGGAGGAAAGAUCCAGCCUGUAUUUCAACUGUCUUCGCUUAACCCUCAAGAAAGAAUCGACUAUUGCCACCUCAUUGAAGAACUUGGUGGGGUGGUUCUUGAGAAACAGUGCUUCGAUCCUAGCUGCACACAUAUCAUUGUGGGACAACCCAUGAGGAACGAGAAGUACCUGGCCUCAAUGGCUGCUGGAAAGUGGAUACUCCACCGGUCCUAUCUGGAGGCAUGCAGAGCUGUUGGGCACUUCAUUGAGGAGGAGGAUUAUGAGUGGGGCAGCAGCUCCAUCCUUGACGUUCUUCCUGGAAUAAAUGCCCAGCAGAGGAAACUUGCGGUUUCUGCUUUGAGAUGGAGAAAGUUCAUGCAGAGGCAAAGGGAGAACAACAAUAGCUCAGAGGGAGCUUUUAGUGGCUGGAAAGUAAUAUUAAAUGUCGAUCAAGCGAAAGAGGCAGGAUUUAGACGACUGCUUCAAUCUGGUGGAGCUAAGGUUUUUUCAAGUCAUUCUCCAUCUAUGUACAAGGAGUCCAGUCAUCUGUUUGUGGAUUUCAGCAAGCUAAAAGCUGAGGAUCCCAGAGUGAAUGUGGCAGAGGCUGCUGCUCACAAAGUGAAUUGCCUUAAACCAGAAUAUAUUGCAGAUUAUCUUAUGCAGGACCCACCUCCUGCAAUUGAAAAUUACUGUCUACCAGAAGCUGCACAGUAUCUGCAGAAUAAGUUGGAGUCAAGUAAAUCUCACAAACGGAAAGCUUCUGGAGAUACAUCAGCAGUGAAGAAGUCCAGGAUAAACUAAAGAAUGUAUUUAUUCAUAUUUGCUUUUGUCUGAGACAAAUUUAGUGUGUUUAGGUUUUUAUCACUUUAAGUCAUUGAAAAAAAUGAUUUAUUUAUGUAGACUGUAUUUGUUGUUGUGAAAAUAAA